AGAGGCUAACCAACGGAACAGAACGGUAUGGACGAUACAGAACAGUGCUACAGAACUCUCGCUGCUUCUAGAACGAUGGAUGUUCUUCAAAUCAGCGGCGGUAGAUCCAAGAGGCAGAUGAGUAAAGGGAUGCGACUCUGGCUUCGGGCUCGAACUGGCACGCCGUCUGGACGGGCUGGGGGUGCCGCAGACUGCUCUUCCAGGUUGCGCGUGCUGCCGCUAGAUGUCACCUCAGACCAGCAGGUGGCUGACGCCGUGGUCUUUGUCGAAGCGGCGCUCUCGGAUACAACUGGCGCAGAGUUAUGGGCGGUGGUAAACAACGCAGGAAUCGGCGACUGCGGCGAAGUUGAUAUCACGCCUCUGGAGAAAUUCCAGAAGGUGCUGGACGUAAACACGAUGGGCGCCAUAAGGGUCUCCAAGGCAUUCCUGCCGCUCCUCAAGAAGUCCAAGGGCCGCCUCAUCAACGUCACCAGUCCUUAUGGCAGAUUGCCAUUUCCGAUGGUGAGUACUUACUGCUUGUCCAAAAGUGCGCUGACGAUGUUCACCGACGUCUUGAGAAUGGAAAUGAAGAAAUGGUCCGUCACUGUCUGUGCUGUCGAACCGCUAUUAUAUGAAACUGCUCUUACUGAUGCAGAAUACUUGCAGUCGAAAUAUGUUGAAAAUACAGAGAAGACUCUCUCGGAUGAGAAAGAAAGCAUUCGACAGGCAGCAAGAAAGAAUUGUGAGGUAAUGCUUAGAGCAUCCAAGUGGCUCGCCAAGAAAAACAUCUCAGAGGUCAUCGACGAGAUGGUGAUAGCCUGCGUCGGGCAGAAUGUACAGAGAAGAGCCACUCCAGGUUUCCUAGAAACAAUAAUUCUCACUGUAUUUGCAAAACUACCUGACUGGCUGAAAGAGUUCCUAGCACAGCUAGUCAUCACACUGGUGAAAAUUAUAUGGGGUUAAAAAGUGGAUGAUGUAAUGUUGACUGGGAAAUUGUACUGCAGUGGAUAGAAAAUGUGUGCAGACAGUGAAGCAAAGAAUACAGUCAGUAUUUGCAUUAAAACACGUGGAGAUCAUCUGUCUUUGUAUUAUACGAUUAACAACUGUAUUAGUGCAUAUUUUACGAAUUAUUUGAACUACCUGUAUUUAUUUUUAUUAUAUUUCUAUUUUUAUUUACUUGUGCAGUUCUUGAGACAGUUGUUUUGUUAUUCCUAAGAUCCAAGUCGACAUGAAAUGAAGAGGUCUCUUUGAAAUCAAAAGUCGAAUAGAAAUAAAAACACAGGAAGCACUAUCCGGUCUGUCUUCAAUCAUUAUGCUGAACAACAUAUAUGUACAAUCAUUAAAUCCUCAUAUAUCACACUUCCUUGAAUUUAUUUUCACCAUAUUUCCUCCAAGGAAUGUUUUGUACAAACAAACCUGGAAAUUUUACUGCU
Molecule: messenger RNA, 1412 nt
Organism: Schistocerca piceifrons (Central American locust)
Lineage: Eukaryota; Metazoa; Arthropoda; Insecta; Orthoptera; Acrididae
Product: estradiol 17-beta-dehydrogenase 2-like
Exons: 7
Coding region: 28-942 (304 amino acids)
Source: RefSeq, a predicted model, not a curated record